UAUACUUUCCUCAUCUGUGCACAGAAACAGCCCCAUCUAAUCUUAUCUUACAUCAAAUAAACUGAGAAACAUGAAGGUCUUAGCAAUAUUUUGCCUCAUUUGUUUUGCCUUCACAUUCUUCAUUGUUACAACUGGUGCAGCACCUGAGCCAGUGCUUGACACCUCAGGCCAGAAACUGAUCACAGGAGUCAAGUACUAUAUUUUGCCAGUCACAAGAGGCAAAGGUGGUGGCCUAACAGUUGCAAGCACCAGUGCUAACAAUGACACGUGCCCCCUCUUUGUGGUUCAAGAGAAGCUUGAAGUGUUGAAGGGCACCCCAGUUACUUUCACACCCUACAAUGCCAAAACUGGUCUCAUACUAACAUCAACUGAUCUCAACAUCAGGUCCUAUGUCACAAGUAGUACUUGUGCCAAACCCCCAGUGUGGAAGCUCCUCAAAGUGCUAACUGGGGUGUGGUUUUUGAGCACUGGUGGUAUUGAGGGCAAUCCAGGAAUUGACACCAUUGUGAACUGGUUCAAGAUUGAGAAGGCUGAGAAAGACUAUGUGCUCUCUUUUUGUCCCUCAGUGUGCAAAUGCCAGACUUUGUGCAGGGAACUUGGGAUUUAUGUUGAUGAUGAUGGUUACAAGCAUUUGUCUCUUAGUGAUAAGGUUCCAUCCUUCAGGAUUAUGUUCAAGAGGGCCUAAGUUUAUUAAGUUCCAACCAAACCAACACUAAAUGAAUAAAAAUAUAAAACUAGCUAGUCAAAUCAGACUAGUGGUUUUUGGAAAUGACAUGAUUGUAUGAAUAUAAUAAAUGUGCACUUCCUUAAUUUGGUGCACAUUUUGUGAAGGAAAAGAAGUCACUUAGAUCACUAAUGAAUAACCGCUUUAUCAUCUUAUUUCUAUAUA
This is a messenger RNA of Cajanus cajan (pigeon pea), 889 nucleotides long. RefSeq names its product kunitz trypsin inhibitor 5. Gene Ontology annotation, molecular function: endopeptidase inhibitor activity. NCBI's taxonomy places the organism in Eukaryota, Viridiplantae, Streptophyta, Magnoliopsida, Fabales, Fabaceae. The record is from RefSeq and is a predicted model, not a curated record.